This is a messenger RNA of Trachymyrmex cornetzi, 2457 nucleotides long. Its product is annotated as eukaryotic translation initiation factor 2-alpha kinase 1. Bases 270 to 2351 code for a protein of 693 amino acids. Gene Ontology annotation, biological process: regulation of translational initiation by eIF2 alpha phosphorylation. Gene Ontology annotation, cellular component: nucleus; cytoplasm. The record is from RefSeq and is a predicted model, not a curated record. NCBI's taxonomy places the organism in Eukaryota, Metazoa, Arthropoda, Insecta, Hymenoptera, Formicidae. The transcript has 9 exons. Gene Ontology annotation, molecular function: ATP binding; eukaryotic translation initiation factor 2alpha kinase activity.
AUGUUACUAAAUAAAAUUGAUGGUGACGUAUACAUGCAGUCCAAUCAGUCCAAUAGCAGCCUUGUGUAAUUUCUUAAAUCUCAGGAUUAAACAGGAUUAAGGAUCAAGAAUUUAGUAAGAUCGAACUAAUAACUGCGCGUCUGACUUGAUCUGACUUAUCAAACCAGCUCUGUGUGCCUAGUAGCCUAGUGCGCGUGACAAGAAGAUUAACGAAUACUUCCAGAACGUUCGAACGUUCAAAUCUUUCUUCCCGUACUUAUCUUGGCGCAAUGUCGAAAUUCACGGAUUCGCGCAUCACAUCGCCUCGGUGUUCGCGGAUUUUAGCGUCCGUUCGUCUGGUUGAACGUUGUUUGGACGUGGUGGCUGAGACAGGAUUUCAGGGAAGGUGGAAUCGGUGGAAUCUCGGAGCUGUCAGUCAGUGUCGUCCACGUCAGUCCGCUCUCGUCGGCGUUAUGGAGCGCAAAAGAAGGGAAUUGGAAUCCUCCGAUUGUGGAAUGACGGAGAAUACGGAGCAGACAAAUCAUCCUUGGAAUGCUCUGACGACCAUAACCACGUUUGACCAGGGCUCAAGUAACAACAUGAGGUCAACGUUUUGUCUGGACAAUAUUAAUAAAAAUGAAAACAGAUCAAUUGCGCCACGAGAACAGCAAAUAACUCAAUCCACUGGCAUCUUAAUUGAAUCACUCCUACGACAAUUAUGCAAUCUGUUAGAAGAGGAUAAAGUUCGCAGAAAUAAAUUAUAUUAUACAAUUUGUGAUAAACUACACCAAUUGCAAUUAAUUAACGACACCUAUAAUACGCCAGAAUUCGAAAUGCUAAGAGGACAAUAUCAACAUGCUUUGUAUCACAUGCUUACAGUCGCUCGUGGUGAGCUUAAAAGUGAAAAUGCUCUGUCUAUAUCUAUACCAAGAUUCAUAACACCGAAAUUCCGUUAUCGCGACGAAUUUCGCGAAAUAUGCUUCAUUGCUCGUGGAGGCUUUGGUGAAGUUUAUAAAGCACAACAUCGUCUCGACGGCAUCGAAUAUGCGAUUAAAAAAAUAUUUAUGCCCGUUGAUCAUAUAGAGACUAUCAAGCAGCAACUAAAUGAAGUAUGGACAUUGGCUAAAUUAAAGCAUACUAAUAUUGUUUCCUACAAUGCGGCUUGGAUGGAACCGUUGUCAUUGCCUAAUAUUUCGUCAUCUACAGAUCGAAAAUCAUACAGGUCAUCACAUGGAUCGAAAUACUAUCGAAAAGAAACCAAGUCAUAUAGUUCGCAGUCCAUCAACAAUUUAUUCGAUAACAAAAAUGGUGUGAAUUUUAAUAAUAGUAAAAUAUGUCUCAAUGAGCAAAAUAUAUUACCUGAUACUAAAGCAUCUUCUACCAUUGAUAUGUAUAUAGAUAAAAAGAAAAAGCAAAAUAAGAUAUAUGGGAAUUGGGAAAAUAGUGAUAGUAUUUUUAAUCGCAGCACUAUUAGUCAAAGAUUUGAGGAACUUAAUUUGUCGGUUAACACCACAGGAGAGGAAAUUGUUGAGAAAAGUGACAUAGAAGAAUGUACUAACGAAUCUUAUUCAGACGUAGUGUCUUUUCGAAAUAGCAAUAAAAAUCUAGAUCAAACAAUUGCAGACAUAGAAUCUACUAGUCAAGAAAUAUGUAUGUACGCUUCUAAAAAAAAUCGACCGUACGUGAUUUUAUACAUUCAAAUGUCUUUGUGUGAACAAACACUCGAGCAUUGGCUGCGCAGUAAAAUAAGUGUAACACCUGAACCAAUAGUUAAAGCAAUAUUUCAACAGAUACUUUGUGGAGUCAACUAUAUGCAUUCCCAAAAAGUUGUACAUCACGAUAUAAAGCCAAGUAAUAUAUUUAUUUCGACAACCGGACAGCUUCAGAUUCAAUUAGGUGAUUUCGGUUUAGCUUGUCCAUUACAAAAAGAAAAGCAUCAUUCCGUAAUUGGUACCCAUUUGUACGCAGCACCAGAACAACUGGAGGGAAAGUGUGAUCGACAGAGUGAUAUCUAUAGUAUAGGAAUCGUUCUCACUGAGCUAUUAAUUCCAAUAAAAACUCAAAUGGAGUUAAUUUCUAUAAUCAGCUCUUUAAAGAAUGAUACAGUACCAGAAGCUUUCAAGCGACACAAAUGGACACGACUGGUCAAACAAAUGGUGCGAAAGGAUCCUUCCGAACGACCAUCGACAAAUCAGCUUCUGAAGGAAUUUGAUGACGACAAGGAUGUAAUAAUAAAUGGAUUAAAAGAUACUAUUGUGGAUUUAAAAAAUGAUAAUCGUAUUAAAGAUGACACAAUUCAAGGGCUGCAAGAAGAGAUUGCGUUAUUAAAGGAAAAAGUUCAGAAACUGUCACCUAGUAAUACAACAAAGUAAGCUAUUAUAUAAUGCCUAAACUCACAUGAAAAAACUUGACAUGACGUUAAUAAGACUGACAAAUAUAACAAUUUUUGUUCUUGAGUUCCUAGAAAAAUAAUAAUUC